CAAAAAUCGAAAUUAUGUAUUGUAAUCAGAAAGGUUUCGCAAUUUUGUAUCGUAAUUAAGAAACUUUCACAAUUAACAAGCCUCACUUGACUGAAAGAGAUCGACAAACUGACAUCGAACCUACCUUUACACUCAAUGCUCAGGUUCAGAGAUGCUGCAGUUCCGACGGUGGCUGCGACGCACCCUCCUGCCGCUUGUGACGAUGAUGUGGUUCGCCACGAUGUUCCACAUCGACCACCAGCUAUUGUUGGUCUCCACCAGGAGCAAGGGUCGUCCCUGGGGUGGUCUGCCACAACCGCCACCGGAGGCUUCAAGUAACCAGGAAAGCUUAGCCUGGAGAAGCGGGUACCAGGAGCCCUUGCAGGCUGUCGGAGAGGUAGUAAGUGAUCAAGUGCUGGAGGAAGAGAGAGUGGCGCCAGGCGACAGUGUCACGGGCGGGACGCCGCAGGAUGCCAGACGAAGGACUCCUGACUUGGACGGUUUACUACUUAGUGGAGAAGGACGUGGUUGGGAAGACGGUGAACGCGAGACGGAGGGAGCCUCUGAUUCACUUGAUUUGUUGAAGAAGUUAAAGGCUGCUCUAUGGCAAGAACUCGCAUAUUCUGCUACAGUUACACUGACGGAGAGGAAGGCGCCAAAUAUGUCGGCAGCAGAAGGGCUAAACAUGUCGUUGGAAAAAGAAGCAAAAAUAUCUGAAGAAAUGUCUAAAAUAACCGCAGAGAAAUCGGAAAAGUCAACACACCAGCAACAAAUAUCAACACAGUAUUCCAGAAUACUUGCAGAUGAGUCAAUAGCGAGAACACCGGAGUCAAUAAAACCAGAAGCUGAACAAAAGGUGUUAGAAGAAGCAUCACAAAGUGCAGUACAAGAAAAGGAAUCAGAAAUACCAACACAAAUUUCAGCAGAGGAACCAAAAAUAUCAUUAGAACGAAAAAUACCGACAUCUCUGGCGAACUUUAAACCAGCUUCCCUCAUUACACAAACACCUGGGCAGGCAAGCAACAUACGGCUCACCCACGAGGUCGACCCGCUGGAAGUGUCGCUGACUGAAGAGGAAGUCGCCAGCGUGAAGGAACAGAUCAAACAAGUUAACGAUGACCAAGAGAUCCUUAACCAGCAUAUAUUUGGUCCGGUUGUUCCCAACACUUCUGUUCUCUUGGUGCAGGUCCACAAGCGGCUUGAGAACCUGCACUACCUGGUGGAGUCUAUGUCAGCGGUGGAGGGCAUCAACAAGAGCCUGGUCAUCUUCAGCCACGACCUGUGGGACCCUGCUAUCAACGCCUUCGUCAGGAACAUCACCAACUUUCGCGUCAUGCAAAUGUUCUUCCCGUUUUCUCUCCAGCUUCACGCCCGGACUUUUCCCGGAAAUGACCCAGCCGACUGUGCAUGGAAUUCUUCCAGGGAGAGCCGUGAUGGCAUAGAGUGCCCCAACCAACCGGACAUGUAUGGGCACUACAGGGAGGCGCCUCUCACACAGAUCAAACACCACUGGUGGUGGAAGCUACGAAGAGUGUUCGAGGAGCUACGGGCCACGCGAGAGGCGGCAGGGUGGGUGGUGUUUCUGGAGGAGGACCACUAUCUGGCCCCAGAUCUCCUCCACGUCCUCCACCGACUCCUCGAGGACAAGGAGCACCUCUGUCACUACUGUCAGGUGAUCGCUCUCGGCAACUACAAGAGAGUGAAUGGUGACCCCCAUGGGAAUACUGCUGUGAUCAGCGACUGGCACGUGACACAACACAACUUAGGCUACUCGUUCAACAAAGACACUUGGAGGGUGAUAAGAGCGUGCGACGAGCUCUUCUGCACCUUCGACGACUACAACUGGGAUUGGACGCUCCUCCGGCUGGUGCAGAGCUGCUGCAAGCCCCGGCUGGCCAUGUUGGCUCUGACCUUCUCCAGGGUCCUCCACGCCGGGAGCUGUGGCACCCAUGUGAAAAAGAACGGCUGCAAUGUUAAAGACGAGAUCAAAUCACAAGCAUAUUACUACGAAAUAAAUUUCCAGUGGCUCUUUCCAGCAGUGUUAAAGUUGCUUGGCCUCCAGUUAAAAACUACCGGUUUGAUAAAGCCGAACGGUGGAUGGGGUGACAAACGUGAUCACCAGUUGUGUCAGGCUAUCGGCCAGGGCACUGCCACCAACCACACGCUCCUCCAGCUACAGCAAGCUGUCGGCCAGGGCACUGCCACCAACCACACGCUCCUCCAACUACAGCAGGUUGUCGGCCAGGGCACUGCCACCAACCACACGCUCCUCCAGCUACAGCAAGCUGUCGGCCAGGGCACUGCCACCAACCACACGCUCCUCCAACUACAGCAGGUUGUCGGCCAGGGCACUGCCAUCAACCACACGCUCCUCCAGCUACAGUAAGCUGUCGGCCAGGGCACUGCCAUCAACCACACGCUCCUCCAACUACAGCAAGCUGUCGGCCAGGGCACUGCCACCAACCACACGCUCCUCAAACUACAGCAAGCUGUCGGCCAGGGCACUGCCACCAACCACACGCUCCUCAAACUACAGCAAGCUGUCGGCCAGGGCACUGCCACCAACCACACGCUCCUCCAACUACAGCAAGCUGUCGGCCAGGGCACUGCCAUCAACCACACGCUCCUCCAACUACAGCAAGCUGUCGGCCAGGGCACUGCCACCAACAACAACAUGCUCCUGAAGUUACAGCAUCCAGUCACUUUGGCCAAUUCAAGCUCUUGAUGAUCAUGAGGAAGUCAUCCCCAUGAAUACUAUUGAGAGAUACAAAGAUACCACUAUGAUGUUUCUCAUUGGAAUAGUAAUCAUUUAUACAUAAAGUUCCCCUUCAGACUCUCCUUACUUUAACGUUAUUGUUAUAUUUAUUGUAUUGUUAUUAUUAUUGUUGCAACCUGGUUGACAGACUUCCAAUUACCCGGUCUGGAUGGGAGACCGGGCAGCUGGGCCAUUGAUCCUGGGAACUACCUUAAGGUAACCAGGAUCAAUGGUUCAAGGCUGUACGAGUCUGAGUGUUGCUCAAGCUAGAGGGUUACUUUACGGAUCUUAACUUAGUUGAGAUGGAGCAAAGAUUGGUGCGUAAGUUGAUGGAUCUAUGUUCUGUCAUGAGAACAAAUUUAGAGCAGCUGACGAAAGAAGUAUUAUAGCUGAUGCGGAAUUGUGUGUAUGGCAACAGGAUGAAGAUGGACGCGCAACUGUACGCGGCGGAUGGCGUCGCUGUGAAAAUAAAUUGGUUUGUCUCCAAGGACAAGAGCCCUAGGUGGACAAUGAAAAGGCCUUUAGUACCCAUUGUGAAAAUCUCCAACACAUUUUCUGUACUGGAGAAUGAGUGCUCGAGGGAGGCAACUGCUCGCCCGACAGUGGACACAGAUAUUUUGGAGCAAGGAUGCAGGAGGAAGGGCAACAAAGUGACUCAAGAGAAGUUGGAAAAUCUUACUUUUGGAGAUUCUCAAAUAAGAUGCGUAGACAGGACUCUUGUUCAAGAGAUGCUCAAAAUAGGUUAGGAUUCGUUUUUCCUGGUGCUGGUAUAGUCGACAUAGCAGACAGUGUGGAGAACAUUUUGGUCGGCGAUGGUAACAAGCUUACUGUCUGCCUGUUGGUUGGAGGGAACAGCGUUGGCAAAGGUAAAAGUGUGGAACUUAUAAAUAGAUUGAAGUUCAUUUUUGAACUUUGAAGGAAGUUUUUCCUAAUCAUAUCAUCUAGAUAUGAUUAGGAAAAACAAAGAAGUGGUUCCUAUUGUAUGUGGAGUGCUACCGAGGUACGUUGUUGGUGGUGAGGGGUUUUCAUGGGUAAUCGAGAUAAAAUGCCGACUUUAAAGGCAUUGUUUUUGUUGUGAAUUACCAUUCAUCAACAACUGGGACGCGUCUAAACCACUAAGGCUGGACGGCAGAGCGACGAUCUCGCUUCAUGCAGGUCGGCGUUCAAUCCCCGACCGUCCAAGUCGUUGGGCAUCAUUCCUUACUCCCGUCUCAUCCCAAAUCCUUAUCCUGAUCCCUUCCAAGUAUAUAGUCGUGGUGGCUUGACGCUUACAAAGAAAAAAAACUGGGACGCGUUCAUUGGCCAGAACUCUUAAGUGCUCAAAGGAUGGGAUUCACCAACCUGGAGAUGGGGUUGCGACCUUAGCUGACUCUGAAAGAAGUAGUUAGUAACAUUCAAUUCAUGAAUUAUCUUAAAUUAUGGCCGAAACGCUAUGGGUAAUAAUUGUUUUAUAAAACCUGCAAUUACUGUACCUACCGAGCAACUAUUGUAAGCUGAUCCUCAUAUUUUUAUAAAUAAAAUGAUUUUGGUUA
Messenger RNA from Procambarus clarkii (red swamp crayfish), 4266 nucleotides. RefSeq lists its product as uncharacterized. Gene Ontology annotation, biological process: oligosaccharide biosynthetic process; protein N-linked glycosylation. The record is from RefSeq and is a predicted model, not a curated record. Gene Ontology annotation, cellular component: Golgi stack; Golgi membrane. Gene Ontology annotation, molecular function: alpha-1,6-mannosylglycoprotein 2-beta-N-acetylglucosaminyltransferase activity. NCBI's taxonomy places the organism in Eukaryota, Metazoa, Arthropoda, Malacostraca, Decapoda, Cambaridae.